Messenger RNA from Oncorhynchus mykiss (rainbow trout), 4146 nucleotides. It is a transcript of the gene tbc1d23, whose product is annotated as TBC1 domain family, member 23. Gene Ontology annotation, cellular component: trans-Golgi network. Gene Ontology annotation, biological process: retrograde transport, endosome to Golgi; embryonic brain development. Lineage: Eukaryota; Metazoa; Chordata; Actinopteri; Salmoniformes; Salmonidae. The record is from RefSeq and is a predicted model, not a curated record.
UGCCCGGAGGCAGCCCGGUUCCAAAACGAACGCGACCAACGCUAACCAAGUUCAACCUGGGAAGGUCCUCGGCAUUAAUCGAAUCCUCUCCAUGCUCUUCUGGACGGCAAUUUUGACGUUGACGUCAACACAGCAAUGGCGGAUGCAGUGGAGGAAGUUCUUGAAGGCAGCUGGGAUCAGGAUCUGGCUGAGGCCCUGGACUCUGGAGGCUCUGACCUGGAGCUAGAGAUGGACAUACAGGGGGAGCUGGGGUUGGGGGGAGGGCUGGGGCUGGAUGGGGAAGAGGCCGGGGAGGUUAUUCGAGUCCAGGAGCUACCAGCCCAGCAGAGAGCCAAGCUGUGGAAGAUUGCGCUGAAUGUGGCAGGUAAAGGAGACAGUCUGUCCUCGUGGGAUGGAGUCCUGGAUCUUCCAGAACAGAACCUUAUACACACCCGCUGCCAGCAGCUCAUUGACCAGCUGGGGUGCGUGGCGGAGGAGGAGGGACGUGACAUGGUGUCUGACGUAGAGUCUGUCAUCACGUUCUACUGUAAGUCCCGAAACAUCACCUUCACCCCUGACCUCUCCUGGCCACACCUCCUCAAACCCCUGCUGGGCCUGCAGCUGCCCCGCUCCGAUCUCUACAACUGCUUCUACGCCAUCAUGAAUAAAUAUAUCCCACGGGACUGUGUAGUGAAGGGCCGUCCGUUCCACCUGUACAGACUGCUGCUUCAGUAUCAUGAACCAGAACUCUGCUCCUUCCUCGACACCAAGAAGAUCACCCCAGACUCCUACACUAUACACUGGCUAGGCAGUCUGUUCUCCAGUCACUGCCUACCAGAGGUGACUCAGGCCAUGUGGGACUUUUACCUCCAACAGGCUGACCCCUUCCUCAUCUUCUUCCUCCUGCUCAUCAUCCUCGUCAAUGCCAAAGAUAACAUCCUGCAACAAGAAGGGGACAGUAAAGAAGAUAUCAUUAAGAUGUUGGAGGACUCUCCUGCCCUGUUAGAGGCUGAUGAUAUAGAAGACCUGUUCUCUCUGGCCCAGUAUUACUGGAGCAAGACCCCUCUGUCUCUCAGAAAGGAGAACCAGAACUUGUUUGGGUCCAGCCUGGUGGCACUGAAGGAGGAAGACAUGGAUCUGAGUCAGGCUCUCUGUCUCCCUGUGUCUGUCCCUGAGAUACUGCAGGCCAACCAGCUGCAGCCUGUGAGUAACAGCACCCCUGAGGAAGGGGUUCGGUUCUUUGUGGUGGACUGUCGACCUGCUGAGCAGUACAACGCUGGACACCUCUCUACUGCCUUCCACCUGGACUCAGACUUGAUGCUGCAGAAUCCGUCAGAGUUCAGCCUAUCGGUGAAGUCCCUCCUGGAGGCCCAGAAACAGAGUCUAGAGUCUGGCUCCAUCGCUAGUGGAGAACACCUCUGCUUCAUGGGUUCAGGGAGGGAGGAGGAGGACAUGUACAUGAACAUGGUGCUGGCACACUUCCUACAGAAAAACAAAGAAUACGUCAGUAUCGCUAAAGGUGGUUUUAUGGCCCUGCAGCAGCACCUAACAGACAUCAAUGUGGAGGGACCAGACAACUAUGUCCACUGGAUAGUCAGCACCUCUGGAUCAGCUGAAGGAGAGGCUUUGAGCACCACAGGGGAUAAAGGAGUCAAGUCUCUGGUCAACAAGAUGACCUUUGCCCUCAAGUCCAAGUCUGUCAUAGCGAAGGAGAAGAUGAUCAGCUUUAUGGAGAACACGGCUACACCUGUAGACAGAAUGUCUUUCACUCUCCCCUGGCCAGAGAAGGGGGUCCCUGACCGACAUGUGAGCAGUAGUGACCGGGUUGGAAAACCUUACAGAGGAGUGAAGCCAGUGUUCAGCAUCGGUGAUGAGGAAGAGUAUGAUACAGAUGAGAUUGACAGCUCGUCCAUGUCGGAUGAUGACAGGAAGGAGAUCGUAAACAUCCAGACGUGGAUGAACAAACCAGACGUGAAGCACCAUGUUCCCUGUAAUGAGGUCAAGGAAACCGGACACAUGUUCCCCAGUCACCUGUUGAUCACAGCUACCCACAUGUACUGUCUGAGGGAGAUCGCGUCCAGGAAGGGUUUUGCCUAUAUCCAGUCCAGACAGGCCCUCAACAGCGUGGUCAAGAUCACCUCCAAGAAAAAACACCCAGAACUCAUCACCUUCAAGUUCGGCAACAGCAACACUGCUGGAAUAGAGAUCUCUGCUGUGGAGAGGUAUCUGAUCCCCAACGCGGGUGACGCCACCAAGGCCAUUAAACAGCAGAUCAUGAAGGUUCUGGAUGCCCUGGAGAGUUCCUAGAGACAGACAGGGAUACAUGAGAGCCCCCCCCAGCUGGCCGGGAGGGGAGACGUCUGUCUGUCUGUCAGCUGAGGGCAGGGUGCUCUCUUUCUAUUGAUAUCUCUCUCCCUUUCUCUCUGUCCUCCUCCUCUUCCCAGCCAGGCGAGGACCUGGACAGAUCCUGUGUUGACUGUUAACCCUCCCUGUCUGUUGGGCUGAGGGUGUCGUCUCUCUCCCUCCCUGGUUGCUGAGGACUUGAGAGAAUGAUUGACUGACUGGUUCCCAAACGGCACCCUAUUCAAUAUAUAGUCCUAUCGGGCUUGGUAAAAAGUAGUGCACUAUAUAGGGAAUAAGGCUCUGGUCUAAAGUAGUGCACUAUAUAGGGAAUACGGCUCUGGUCUAAAGUAGUGCACUAUAUAUGGAAUAGGGCUCUGGUCUAAAGUUGUGCACUAUAUAGGGAAUAGGGUCCUGUCUGGGAGGCAUCCUGAGACUGUUGCUCCCUAUUCACCACCCUGGUCUCCUCAUCCUGUCUGACAUAUGUGGGUUACACCCUCCAUUACCCUGGUCUCAUCCUGUCUGACAUACGUGGGUUACACCCUCCAUUACCCUGGUCUCAUCCUGUCUGACAUAUGUGGGUUACACCCUCCAUUACCCAGGACGAGUCCUGUCUGACAUACGUGGGUUACACCCUCCAUUAUCCUGGUCUCAUCCUGUCUGACAUACAUGGGUUACACCCUCCAUUACCCUGGUCUCAUCCUGUCUGACAUACGGGUUACACCCUCCAUUACCCUGGUCUCAUCCUGUCUGACAUACAUGGGUUACACCCUCCAUUACCCUGGUCUCAUCCUGUCUGACAUACAUGGGUUACACCCUCCAUUACCCUGGUCUCAUCCUGUCUGACAUACAUGGGUUACACCCUCCAUUUCCCUGGUCUCAUCCUGUCUGACAUACAUGGGUUACACCCUCCAUUACCCUGGUCUCAUCCUGUCUGACAUACGUGGGUUACACCCUACAUUACCCUGGUCUCAUCCUGUCUGACAUACAUGGGUUACACCCUCCAUUACCCUGGUCUCAUCCUGUCUGACAUACAUGGGUUACACCCUCCAUUACCCUGGUCUCAUCCUGUCUGACAUACGGGUUACACCCUCCAUUAUCCUGGUCUCAUCCUGUCUGACAUACGUGGGUUACACCCUACAUUACCCUGGUCUCAUCCUGUCUGACAUACAUGGGUUACACCCUCCAUUAACCUGGUCUCAUCCUGUCUGACAUACAUGGGUUACACCCUCCAUUAUCCUGGUCUCAUCCUGUCUGACAUACGGUGCACUCGGAAAUUAUUCAGACCCCUUGACUUUUUCCACAUUUUGUUAAGUUACAGAAUUGCUCUAAAAUGGAUUAGUUUUCCCCCUUCAUCAAUCUGCACAUAAUACCGAUAAUAAUAAAGCAAAAACAGGUUUUUAGACAUGUUAGCACAUUUAUAAAAAGUUUUAAAAAACUGAAAUCACAUUUACAUAAGUAUUCAGACCUUUUACUCAGUAUUUUGUUGAAGCAUCUUUGGCAGCUUCAUUGGCACGCCUGUAUUUGGGGAGUUUCUCCCAUUCUUCUCUGCAGAUCCUCUCAAGCUCUGUCAGGUUGGAUGGGGAGCGUUGCUGCACAGCUACUUUCAGGUCUCUCCAGAGAUGUUUGAUCAGAUUCAAGUGCUGCCACCACCAUGCUUCACCGUAGGGAUGGUGCCAGGUUUCCUCCAGCAUUCAGAACAAAGAGUUUAAUUUUGGCUUCAUCAGACCAGAGAAUCUUGCUCCUCAUGGUCUGAGAGUCUUUAGUUGCCUUUUGGCAAACUCCAAGCGGGCUGUCAUGUGCCUUUUCCUGAGGAGUGGCUUCCGU